Messenger RNA from Erinaceus europaeus (western European hedgehog), 3240 nucleotides. RefSeq names its product carbonic anhydrase 12 (gene CA12). Gene Ontology annotation, molecular function: zinc ion binding; carbonate dehydratase activity. Lineage: Eukaryota; Metazoa; Chordata; Mammalia; Eulipotyphla; Erinaceidae. Bases 72 to 1145 code for a protein of 357 amino acids. Gene Ontology annotation, cellular component: plasma membrane. The record is from RefSeq and is a predicted model, not a curated record. The transcript has 11 exons.
GCCAGAACUCUCAGCUCGCCUGCCCCGCUGCACGCACGUGGUCAGGUGCACCCCGGCCAGGGCGCCCCAAGAUGCGGCCCCGCAGCCUGCGCCCCGCCGCCGCCCUGCUUCUGCUCCUGACGCUGGAGCCACAGCCUAGCGGCACCGCCUCGCUCAACGGCUCCAAGUGGACCUAUAUCGGUCCCCACGGGGAGAAAAGCUGGUCCAAGGAGUACCCCUCAUGUGGCGGCCUGCUCCAGUCCCCCAUCGACCUGCACAGUGACAUCCUGCAGUACAACGCCAGCCUCCGGCCCCUGCGGUUCCAAGACUACAACAUGUCCGCCAGCGAAUCCUUCCUCCUGACCAACGACGGCCACUCGGUGAGGCUGAACCUGCCCCAGAGUCUGCACCUCCACGGCCUCCCCUUCCGCUACAGCGCUGUCCAGCUGCACCUGCACUGGGGGAGCCCCAGUGACCCCCGCGGCGGCUCUGAGCACACCGUCAGCGGGAAGCACUUCGCCGCCGAGCUUCACAUUGUCUACUACAACUCGGAGCUGUACCCCAAUGCCAGCGUGGCCAUCGACAAGCCGGAGGGCCUGGCUGUCCUCGCUGUGCUCAUAGAGAUGGGUCCCUUCAACCCGCACUUUGACAAGAUCUUCAGUCACCUGCAGGAAGUCAAGUACGAAGGCCAGAACAAGUCCAUCCCAGGAUUCAGCCUAGAAGAACUCCUCCCGGAGAGGCCUCACGAGUUCUACCGCUACCACGGGUCCCUGACCACCCCGCCGUGCCACCCCACUGUGCUCUGGACCGUGUUCCGGAAUACGGUGAAGAUCUCUGGGGACCAGCUGCUGAAUCUGGAGACGGCUCUGUACUGCACAGGAAGGGAUGACCCAGCUCCCCAGGAAAUGGUUAACAACUUCCGGCGGGUCCAGAAAUUCGAUGAGCGCCUGGUGUAUGUCUCCUUCCAGCAAGUGCCAGGACUUACCUACGCAGGACUGAGUCUGGGCGUCAUCCUUUCCGUGGUCCUGGCUGGCGCCCUCGGCAUCUGUGUGGUCCUGGCAGUGUCCAUUUGGCUCUUCCGAAGGAAGAAGAGCAAAAAGGGUGACAGCGGCAAAGGAGUCAUUUACAAACCGGCCAUCAAGAAGGAGACCGAGGACCACGCCUAAGGCCCCAGCCUCUCCUUGAAUGGUUCAAAGGACGUUGCUUUGGGUGAUACACACCACACCGUGCUUCACCAGGCACUGAAACACCCAGGGGUCAUCUCUGGAUCUUAACCCUCAGACACCCCAGAAACUGGGGUGGAGUCUCUAUCUGGGUCCCCUGUCAUCUGAGGCCAUGGAUACCUCCAGUGUGGAAACCUUGACCCAAGAAAGGAGGGUGGGGGUGGCGCUCUGACCUGUCUGCUGCAUUAGGGUGAGGCCGUGGAGUAGGGGCUGGAAUUGUGGGAAACGUCACUCCCAGCUUGACUUGGGCUUAGUUCCUGGUGUCCUGGAGAGCUUGUUUCUUGCUCUGGUUUUGGGAACAGAUGUCCUCUCUGCCUGGGGUUUCCAAAAGAACCUUUCACCUGACUUUACUCUGGGGGGUGGGGGGUGGGGCGGGGGUUGGACCCAUACAUAAGGGCAAAGUGUUGAAAACAGAAGGUGGCAGGGAUAGCUGAGUAUUUGGGGAAUGUUUCCAACACCCCCUCCUUGAGAGCAGAGGCACUGAGCAGGCCUCAGAGGAUGAGGAGGUAGAUGAGGUAGGUCUUGGAGGAAUCUCACUUUGGAGUGCUAUUUUCGCCCUCCUGGGUUUCUGGUUUGUUUUUGUUUCGUUUUGUGCUGACCAGAGCAUCACACCACUCUGACUAUUGCUAGUGGUGGAAAUCCAACCCGAGACGUGUUAUGUGCACGUCUGAUGGGCUACACUCUGCUUGGAAGCACAAGCUGCUUGCUCAGGCCAAAGCCUGAGAAAGACAGAGUAUUCAGUCCAGACCCAACUCCCGUCACUAGGCACACGCGAGGUUUUGUAUCCUAUUGAUUUUGUAGAUAACUGGGUUUCCUCGCCUCUAGCUUAGAUGUGAGUUCUGGGGUGACCCAGAGGGCUUUGAAACCUAGAGGAAGUAGGCAAAGACACAGUGACAACUGUCUUCUUGCUCUGUCUUCCAUCUCUGUCUCCUCUGCCCUGUCCCCAUGGUUGAGCUGGAAAUGAGACUUCUCUUCCUCUGUGACACUGAGACUGUCGAGUUUGUCUCAGCUAUAGGGUUUAUUUACAAGCUAUCUAUCAAAGCCACCUGUGCAAGUGACUGGCUUAGGGACCAGUCGCAGAGGAACGUCACAAAGAUUCUUUCUCCCUGGUCACAAAGAUCUUUUCUGAGAGGAUGUAGCUCCUCCCUCAUUUUCUUGCCAUGGACGGGAGAGCCCAGGGAGACCAUUUGUCUUCCUAGCAGGGAAGAAGCCCCAGUACUGCCAAGCCCCCCAGGCGAGCCCCUCAGAGCCAAGGUGUCCUGAUUCUCUGCCUCAUUUGGACAAUGUGGAAUGUUCCCUGGAAACAUAGCUUUCUUGACGACACCUGCUUUCCUUCCACUCUGCUCUGAUUCUGAGAAUUUCUUUCCCUUCUCCUCCGUCACGAGGUGGCCUCCUGGCAUGCCUGGUGUUGAUCACACAGGAAAACUCCAGGCCUGCCUGGGGCCAUGUGAGACAGAUGAUGAUAUUUUCUUGCCAGUCAGAAACCAAUACACACUCCUUGGAGGCAUGGGGACCACCUUCCAGAAGAGCCCCUGCAGGUGAGGAGCUGUGUGAGGGAGCCAGGGCUCACUGGACAGGACACGAGGGCUGUGAUGGACCGGCAGGGACUGGUGGCCUUUCUUCUGCCUUCCUCCCCCCAGACAUAGCCCUGGCUCUCAGGCUUCCCGACCAAGACAGAACAAAUCCAGGAGGCAGGUCCCGUGUUCUGAGAAUUUUUUUUUUCCUCCAGCGUUGUUGCUGGGCCUCAGUGCCAGCACUAUAUGAAUCCACUGCUCCUGGUGGCCAUUUUCCCCCUUUUUUAUUGGAUGAGACAGAGAAAUUGAGAGGAGGGGGAAAUAGAGAGGGAGAAAAUAGAUACCUGCAGACCUGCUACUGCCUGACUCCCCCCCCAAUUCAGAUCUUAAACUCCCAGGUCUUAGAUGAACCCCAGGCCCCAAUGAUCCUGGUCUGCUGAGCACUUCCAUAUUUAUUGUCAGAAUGAUUGUAAUGACAGACACUGUAAAUAUGAGAAAUCAGGAAUAAAAUGUUUUUCACACCA